Dromaius novaehollandiae (emu) is the source of this 15087-nucleotide messenger RNA. It is a transcript of the gene ABTB3, whose product is annotated as ankyrin repeat and BTB domain containing 3. Bases 266 to 3394 code for a protein of 1042 amino acids. Gene Ontology annotation, biological process: SMAD protein signal transduction. NCBI's taxonomy places the organism in Eukaryota, Metazoa, Chordata, Aves, Casuariiformes, Dromaiidae. The transcript has 17 exons. The record is from RefSeq and is a predicted model, not a curated record. Gene Ontology annotation, molecular function: protein heterodimerization activity.
CAUGGCACCGCCCCCGCCGCCUGGCUGGCCGGUGCUGCGGGUGUCGGCGCGGCGCGGCGCAGUGCAGGAGCCGGAGCGGCGGCCGCAGCGAGACGCUGCCGCUUCGCCGUCGUCCCUCGCCGCCCGGCCGGAGCGGGUCCCCCCGCUGCCCCUGCUGCGAGGCAGAGGCGCGGCGGAGUGGUGAGCGGGGCUCGUCUCCCCGCCUCGGUGUUUUCCCUCCGCUUUCUACGCCCGAGUUUCUGCGGGUGCAGCAUGAAGUGCAGCGAUGGCAAGGCGAGGUAAGACGGUCGUGAGGACGCUGGAAGAUUUGACGCUGGAUUCUGGUUAUGGUGGCGCCGCGGACUCGGUCCGGUCCUCCAACUUGUCGCUGUGCUGCUCGGAUUCCCACCCGGCGUACCCCUAUGGAGGAAACUGCUGGCCGCAGCUAACCGACUCCAUGCACAGUCGGCACAACAGCUUUGACACCGUCAACACCGUCCUAGUGGAAGACUCCGAGGUGCUGGACUGCGCGGGGCAGCAGUGCUCCCGGCUCCUGCCCGACCUUGAGGAGGUCCCCUGGAGCCUGGAGGAGGUGGAGGCACUGCUACUGCCGCCGCGCCGGGAGCCGCGGCCGCCGGCCGCGGCCGCCGGCCCCGGCAGCCGGGAUGCGGCGGCGCGGCUGUCGACGCUGGUGAGCCGGGCGCUGGUGCGCAUCGCCCGGGAGGCGCAGCGGCUGAGCCUGCGCUUCGCCAAGUGCACCAAGCACGAGGUGCAGAGCGCCAUGGAGAUCGUGCUGGGCUGGACGCUGGCGGCCCGCUGCACGGCGGCCGCCCUGGGCGCCCUCUCGCUCUACAACAUGAGCGGCAGCGGCGGCGACCGCUUCAGCCGCGGCAAGUCGGCGCGCUGCGGGCUCGCCUUCUCCGUGGGCAAGUUCUACCGCUGGAUGGUGGACAGCCGCGUGGCCCUGCGCAUCCACGAGCACGCCGCCAUCUACCUCACCGCCGGCACCGAGAGCCUCUUCCGCGACAUCCACGCGCGGGUCAUGGCCGGCCCCGCCGCCCCGCCGCCCGGCCGCCCCGCCGCCGCCGCCGCCGCCGCGCCCGACAAGGAGAAGGAGGGCGGCGAGGCGCCGCGCUUUACCCUCGAGUCGCUGGAGCAGACGGUCAACAACGACCCCGAGCUCUGGGGCUUGCUGCAGCCCUACCAGCACCUCAUCUGCGGCAAAAACGCCAGCGGUGUUCUCUGCCUGCCGGACAGCUUGAACCUCCACAAAGACCAGCAGAGGUCAAACAAGCCUGGAGAAGUGCAGAUGUUCAGCCAGUCAGAGUUAAGGACCAUUGAGCAGUCUCUACUGGCUACACGUGUGGGGAGCAUUGCUGAACUCAGUGACCUGGUGUCCCGCGCAAUGCACCACCUCCAGCCGCUCAAUGCCAAGCAGCAUGGGAACGGCACGCCAAUGCAUCAGAAGCAGGGAUCACUCUACUGGGAGCCAGAGGCCCUGUACACGCUCUGCUACUUCAUGCAUUGCCCGCAGAUGGAGUGGGAAAACCCAAACGUGGAGCCGUCAAAAGUCACACUGCAGACUGAAAGGCCGUUCAUCGUGCUGCCUCCCCUGAUGGAGUGGAUACGGGUCGCCGUGGCGCACGCGGGGCACCGCCGCAGCUUCUCCGUGGACAGCGAUGACGUGCGGCAGGCGGCGAGGCUCCUGCUGCCUGGAGUUGACUGUGAACCUCGACAGUUGAAAAUCGACGACUGUUUUUGUGCAUCUCGGAAACUGGAUGCAGUUGCCACUGAAGCGAAGUUCAAGCAGGACCUGGGUUUCCGAAUGCUGAACUGUGGCCGAACAGAUCUAGUUAAACAGGCCAUAUCCUUGCUGGGGCCGGAUGGAAUUAACAGCAUGAGUGAACAGGGCAUGACUCCACUGAUGUAUGCUUGUGUCAGGGGUGAUGAGGCUAUGGUGCAGAUGCUGCUAGAUGCUGGAGCAGAUCUGAAUGCUGAGGUUGUCAGUACUGCUCAUAAAUACCCAUCCGUCCACCCUGAGACCCGCCAUUGGACAGCUCUGACAUUUGCUGUGUUGCAUGGACAUAUUCCUGUAGUUCAGCUGUUGCUGGAUGCUGGAGCAAAGGUAGAAGGUUCUUUGGAGCAUGGAGAGGAAAAUUACUCUGAAACUCCCUUACAAUUGGCAGCAGCUGCUGGAAAUUUUGAACUGGUUAGUUUGCUGUUGGAGCGAGGAGCUGACCCCAUGAUAGGAACAAUGUACAGGAAUGGCAUCUCCAUGACUCCACAAGGUGACAUGAACUCUUUCAGUCAGGCUGCUGCACAUGGACACAGGAACGUGUUUCGUAAGCUCCUCGCUCAGCCAGAGAAAGAGAAGAGUGAUAUUCUGUCCCUGGAGGAAAUACUAGCCGAGGGGAGUGACUUGCCCGAUUCUGCAGCAGCUCCGCUUUGCGCCAGCCGCAACAGCAAGGCCAAACUGAAAGCCCUGAAGGAAGCCAUGUAUCACAGUGCCGAGCACGGAUACGUGGAUGUGACCAUUGACAUCAGGAGCAUAGGUGUUCCCUGGACACUGCACACGUGGCUGGAGUCCUUGCGAACGUCCUUCCAGCAGCACAGAAGACCCCUCAUCCAGUGCUUGCUAAAGGAAUUUAAGUCCAUCCAGGAAGAAGAAUAUACAGAGGAGCUCAUCACACAAGGGUUGCCUUUGAUGUUUGAGAUACUGAAAGCAAGCAAGAAUGAAGUGAUAAGUCAGCAGCUGUCUGUCAUUUUCACUCAUUGCUAUGGACCCUACCCUAUUCCAAAGCUUGUUGAAAUUAAGCGCAAACAGACCUCUCGCUUAGAUCCGCAUUUUCUUAACAACAAAGAGAUGUCAGAUGUUACAUUUCUGGUGGAAGGAAGACCAUUUUACGCACAUAGAGUGUUGCUAUUUACCGCAUCACCAAGGUUUAAAGCACUGCUGUCUAGCAAGCCCGCAGCUGAUAGUACUUGUAUCGAGAUCAACUAUGUGAAGUACCCCAUCUUUCAGCUGGUUAUGCAGUAUCUUUAUUAUGGAGGUGCAGAGUCACUCCUGAUUAAAAAUAAUGAAAUUAUGGAGCUUCUCUCUGCUGCUAAGUUUUUCCAGCUUGAAGCUUUACAACGACACUGUGAGAUCAUUUGUGCAAAAAGCAUUAAUACAGAAAACUGCGUGGAUAUUUAUAAUCAUGCCAAGUUUCUCGGAGUCACAGAACUAUCUGCCUAUUGUGAAGGCUACUUUCUAAAAAAUAUGAUGGUCCUCAUUGAAAAUGAAGCUUUCAAACAGCUGUUAUAUGACAAGAAUGGAGAAACAUCUGGUCAAAAUGUACUACAGGACUUACAGAGGACGUUGGCCACAAGGAUUCAGUCAAUUCAUUUGUCUUCUUCAAAGGGCUCCAUUGUAUAAAGCUGAGGAAGACGGUAACACUAAUAAAGACCCUGCAAGUUAAGUCUCCUGUUGCAGUUGCUUAAAUGAAUACAAAAAAAAUUCUACUUCACAUCCAAAUAGUUCUGUGUUGGCCAAAGGUGCUGCGUUGAGGCUGCGGCCUCGUUUGGAUGAGGGAAUACAGAAUACAUAGCUCCUCCAUGUUUUUGAGCAACAGGGAUACAACACUGUCUAGUGAAUCACUGUUGUAUUCAAAUUCUGAACACAAAAGUGUGGUCACGGAGCUAGAUGCCAACAAAAGCCAGAACCUGCAUCAGUGAACAGCAGAAGCCCCUGCCUGAGCAGUGAUGCCAUGGAACACCUAAAUUAGUCAUUUAAGGCUGUUUUGUUCCACAGUGUUACACAUUUAAGAACUAUAUCUAUCCUGGAGUCCAUUAUCUUGUGCAUUUAAGAAAAGUAAAAACUGUUAGUUGCCAUUGAGCAGUGAUCAGCUGUGUUAGAGAGUGGGUAAGACUGUUAUAAUUGAGGAAAUAUACUGGCAGAUUUUUAGGGGUGGGAACUUUUUAAAUUGUUCAUAAAAAAUAAAGGGGUGGCCUUGUAGUUUAAAAACUAUUUCUUAAGCUUAAAUUUUCAUUUUCGACAGAGCUGUGUUUGAGAAUCUAUGUAAUGUUUUGUUUUUUAAAUGGUAAAAUGUACAUUGUGUAAACAUACAUAUGAUCCAGUUUUGCUUGUAUUCUUUCCUAAGGUGGUAUAAUCUUGCCUAACAGGCUAUGGUUACACCAAAGAGGUACAUUACCAAGACUAUCUCUAAUACAGUAGUCGGGGAGGAGGGAACAGGAGAACUGCAUGCUAAUAGUGAUUUGGGGUUUAAAAACAAUGACAAACUCAACAUGCAUUUGCAUGGUAACUGUACCUGUGAAAUGUUAUGUUUGUGCUUCGUUUUGCCAAGACAAAUGCAAUGUUACUUCUUGUCAAACUCCAUUUGUGAAAUUAGCAUAUUUUUUUAUUCAGUGCAAUUGGUUGUGAUAUGAUACCCCCAGAGACCCUUCCCGAGAUGCUGAUUUCUGUUUGUUACAGUGAAGGGAUAAUAACAGAUCUUUAUUCUAGUAAUGUGUCAAUACUUUGCUACUGGCCAGAGAAUGUGUCUGAGUUAGACUUUUUUAAAUUAUAAUUAAAUAUGUACUAUAGAACGAUUGCUCACUGUAUCUUGAGAAUGUAUAGGUUAUCUACAACGCAGGGCUUUGAUGGGGUGGGAUCGGGGGUGGGAUUUAAUGUCAGGGCUCCAUUUAUUUUGCAGCAUAUUGUUAGCAAGGCAAAUCUGUUAAGUGCCAUCACAUUCCUGAUGCUCUGUCUUUGAAUAAUAUCUAUCAUGAAUCGACUGAUUUAAAACAUAGAGAAGACCACAAUAAGAAGCAGGCAAAGGUAUUGCCUUGACCAUGGCAAAAUGAAAUUAAUAUAUUUAGUUUAUAGCAUGCCGUUCAGAAACUGUGCCCAGUCCAUAGGCUUUAGACGUUUUAAUUUGACAGUGCAUGUUAACUUCUUGUUCUUUCAUUGAAGCAUCUGCGUCGGGUGCUCUUCCAUGUUUAUAGCUUUUGGAAUGCUCAGAGAACAGUUUCGGCUUUAGUUAUCAAGAUGGUAGGAAGCUGUUUUAUGACUCUGAGGUGUAAAUCCUCCUAUAUGCUUGGUCUUUUAAAACCGAUACAGUAUCUGCAACAGAUUACAAAAAUGUCUGAACUGCCACUAAUGUCGCAGGGACACAGCAUGUCAGUCAAUUAAACUGUUUUUUUCCUGCACAGUAAUGUCCAUACAAGAUGAUGUCGAGAACAUUUAGAUAAUGGCAGCUUUUCUGUGAAUGCUGUGAUAUUAGAGAAGCAAGAAUGCGGUUGAUGCAACUACAACACACAGGGGUGCUUAUUAUAUGUGCUUCCUCGGCCAUGGAAACCCAUCCUUCCAAACCGAUAAUAACUAGAGGACAGCAGCAGACCUCACCCUGCAGCUUCAAGUUUUAAAAUAGCAAAGUCUUUCAGACAAUAACCACAGUGCUAAAGUUCUUCCCUUGGGUACAUGCAUAAUGCCCAACAAAGUCAUCAGGAGUUGCAUACACAUAUAUCCAUAGGCAAAAGAUCUUUCUCUGAGAAACAAGCACCCAUGUAUACAUGUGGCUAGGCAGUCUGGUGUCUAAUGUCAUCAUGGUAGCCACAACUGUCAUGCCACUGUUUCUAGCUCAAAUGCUAAUUGUGCUUCAUUAAUAGGACAGAGAGAACUGUGUGCAUGGGCUGCUCCUGGAACGGGAUGAUUUUUGAGGAUGCGUAGGAACCAGCCUGAGACACAGUAGGAAGGAAACACUGAUAACUUCUUGUGCUAGUCCUUCUCCUGAUAAGUUGAGUCGAGAGCAUCUAUGUUAACAUUCACUGUUUUUCUUUUAGAGAUGAAGAGCAUAAUCUAUUCUUUGGUGGUUGUCCGUGAACGGAAUGGUCAUCGUGUUUCAGCACCCGAAGGCAAAAUGAGAGCUCAAGCCUCUAGCAGCAGCGCGUGCCUGCCGCCAGGCACACUGCAUGAGCCCUUCAGCAGAACUGUGUGAGCCCCCACACUCACGGGUCCCUUUACUCCUCCAGGGGCUUGCGAAUCUGGAUGGCUGAGCAUGACAGAAAGCAGGGCAUCCCACUGCCACCACCAGAUCUGCUUUGCUGUUGUCUAUCAAAUGGUAGAAGAGAACAACACCAAAGUAGCGUAUCAAUCAAAACUGCUACAGGAAAGGACUGUGGCUACUGUUUUAUAAGGGGGCAACUCUUCCCCUUAGGAAUGUUGGUCAUGCCAAUAUCAUCGAUGUAUAGCUGACAGGAACCUUAAAGAGUCAUGAUUUUCAAAUUUUUUUACAUAUGAACCCCCUAACUUUUGCCAGCAAAAGUGCCAGCCCAUGUAACCCAAGCAUUCAUUUCUCUCGGAAGUGGUCUAUGGAUCUUUGUGGAUCCACAGACUAGAGUUUGAAAACUAUGAUUUCAGUCCACCUCUCCUGCCAUGGGACAGGAUGAGGUAUAGCUUGUCCACCCCAGAGGAUGUGUAACUUGCCAGCUCUUGAAACUUCAGUGACAGGAAUACAGUCUUCACCUUGGAAGUUUUUCCUAAUAGCUGAUUUAGAAUUUCUUUCCUGCAAAGCAAGCCAUUUUUCUUUCAAGCCCUGAUUGACAUGGAAAGCAGAUGAUCCACAGCCUUCUUAUAAGAAUAUUUUAUGUAUGAGAGGAAUUAUUCUGCUUUUCUCACUGGUAUAAGUCCUUCCUAGUCCCUUCAAAAAUACGUUCUAGGCCUCUGAUUUUUGCUGUCAUUCCCCUUUCGACUCCUUAGUUUCCCCAAAAUGCUUUACUUCAGUGGGGGUUUUAUCCCAUAACAAGUAAACUGCAGUAAUUGUCUCCUGAGUUUUAGAGACCUCAUUUAUAGAAUAUCUAAAAAUAUAUCCCAGAAUAUUUUUUGAAAGAACAUCCCAUGGCUGACUUGCAUCUAGUCUAUCAUCCAUUAUAAUUCCUGGGGGUUUUACUGCUGCUUUACCAGGAGUUCCCAUUUGUAUUUGUCCAUUCAUUUAUACCUUCCAAAAUGUAACACUUGUCACUCAUCUUUAUUAAAAUUUCUUCUAGUUUAACUGGGGCAAUUUCCCUACUUCAUCAUGAUCAUUUUCAGUUUUGGUCCUGUCUUCUAGCAUGCUUCAUAAUCUCCUAGCUUUAUUAUAUGUGGCUUCAUGCAUGGAUUCUUCAUUCCAUUAAUCUGGGUUGUGGGGGGAAGAGCUCUGUGAUAAAUUUAGUCUAAAAAGCAGUGUGAGUAUCAGUGGGUGUCCAUGAAUACCAUCCCUAUCAGAUAAGGUUCUUCUAUCAGAGCAUUUCAUUAGCAUUUUAGAAAGAUAGUAUUAUCAUUUAAAAAACAAAAAAAACCUUCUGCUUCUUUAGUCUUUCUACGACUUGCAAUAAUUUGCCAAUUUUGAAGAAAAUACUACUUCCAGCCUUCUCCAGCCUCUCUAGGUGAAAUGGAAGAAAUAUAAAAUCCUUAGAAAAAACUGUGAUUUUUUUUGUUAUAAUUUUCUAGCCUGAAAUGACUGAAGGGUUUUUUUGGUUCCUUUCCAUCUGUCUUUUUUAUACGAGUCCAUUGCUGUAAUACUCGAGGACUUAAAAGCAUCCUGCCCCAGCCUCACUGAAGACCUUUCCUUCUGCCUCUUUACAAGAGACUUGGCCCUGUCUUAGUUUCCAGAUUUUCCUCACAUUUCCACCUUGCCUAACAGACAGCCAGUUUCCACAUGUCCCGACUUUUUAUUCUUGAGCGCUGCUGGAUCCCUUCCCAAGCCCAGAAGUGGUAUCUGUGUUCUCCCUAAUGAGUAAUUUUCCAAUAAUCAGCUUGAGAGCUGGGAAGAGAAAAGGAUGGGGAAUGUAUGAGGGCAAAGGUUUUGGACAUCAGAGAGGAAGGCUGGUACUCUUUUGGGGACAAAUUUCAGCACUGUCUUCUUGUUACUCAAUUUUUCCCUGACCUAUUCCUUAUGCUUUCUGUCUUCUAAACACAGCUGGUGUCCAGAUGUGCUCCACUCUGGAAAAAGGCCAGCUUUGUAAAAGCUAAAACUUUUUCCCAGCUAAAACUUUGCCUGCUUGGUCUCAGCUUCUGAGUAGAUUUGUGCAAAUGUCUAUUAAAGACAGAGGAAAACAUCUUCAAAGACGUGUGAAGGCUUAGUAGCAAGUCUCCUGUUGGUGCUAAUAAGAGCUGUCUGCUGAAUCUUGGUGUGCUGCUUUCGACACUGAGCCUUUUUGUGCUGAAUAUCCACUGACCACUGGCUUCAUGUCACACACUGUGCUAGUCCUUCUGGAUGUAUUACAGUGUCUGGUGUAUUAGGGGGCUUUCAGGAACUCUAGUUUUGUUUCAGUGUAGCAUGAUGUGCUGCUCUUUGAAGAUUAAAAGAAAAAAAAUCCUCAGUUUGUACUGGAAUAAACUGCUCUGCUCACCAUGCCAUUGCGGUGAGAAGGAAGAAAGGGAGCCUCUUCCCCAUACCUAUCCAAAAUCAGAGUUCUGUUAUGGCAGAGAAUGCUACUAAGUCCAUGGGGACUCAGGUAUGCAGGACCAUAUUUAAGUGAAUUUUUUAUGUUUAAGAAAAAUGUAGGUGUUGUUAAAGUUCACUCAUCUGCAUACUUGAGACAAGGCUCAAGGCAGCUUACAGAAAAGGUCGUUCCUAGUACUGCUGUCUGUGGGUCAAAUCCUAGAGCCUGAGAGCCUGCAGAGCUUGUUGAAGUCAGCUGCAGGUAUUUAGAGCUGGUUCUCUCUUAAAAAUAGUCCUGAAGGACGACAUCUUCCUGAAGCCUGCCUUCACUAAAGCUGCCUCUGAAGUCGGUAGAUGAUUUUUUUGAUGAAAGAGAGUUACCUAAAGUCAAACAAAGACUUGGAGUUAGUUUGCUUGACAAAGCAUCUUUCAUGUGAGGAUCUGCAAGUGCUUUACAGAAAUGUAGGGCUGGAUGUUGCUUUCAUCCCCUAGCCCAGAGACGUGGGCUGAUUGAAAUAUAUAAGCAUUAAGAAGGCUGUUUAGGAUGUGUUCAAAUAUAUAAUAAACUAGCUUUCAGAACAGUAACCUUGAAAUAGCACUCAAAUAAUAUCUGAAAUCCCAUACAUGAGGAAAUCACUUACUUUAGAUGACUGUGUAUAAGCACAUUUUGUCUUUAAUUCCUAGCACUUCCAAUCACAUCUUCCAUUCAUUUAUAACAAAAUUAAUGUUUUUUAUUCUUUAACAUGUUCAUUAUUUUUAGGCAAGACAUAUUAUCUUCAAUGGGUACAAACUGAGGCUCCCAGCCCUGACCAGAUUAUCAUGUUUCAGUAGAAUUUUUCCUGGCCUACAAUUCAUAACUGGACUUCAAAGGCAAAAAUAUUGAAGCUGAGUCUUCAGCUGUGAGUUGAUGAUCUGUGAGUUCAUUGAGACCACUGCUGAAAUAUUACAAAUGUGGUGCCCAAAGCAGAAGGAAAAUCUGCCAUUAAGUUCAACGGUAAUAUUUCCUGAGUUAAGAUCUGACUGAAAAUGUACAGAAGCUAAUGGGCACUUGUUAACUGAUUUCAAGGGGUUUAAGAACUAAGCUUAGUGUGUGUAGGAGGGAGGUAAUUUCUUUCUUUUUGUUGCCAUUAAAUAGUCAUUCUUUUAUCUUUAUUCAAGUCUCCUUGCAUGGAUCAACCACUGAUGGCCUAGUUUGUAUUUAUCUUAGACUUUUUUGUGCAGAAGAUUCAAAAGGUGGUAUCUUCUGUUUUCCUGAGGUCUGUAGUCUCCGUAGAUGAUGCUUUUUGUGCUUUCCUAGGACUGCUCUUCUCUGAAACACCAGGAGACAUGGCAGCCACUUGCAAAAGGGAUUGCAUUGGCCAGAAACAGUAAAUUCUGCAAACGUUUCCUGGUGUGUAAACUAUGAUGCUUAGUUGGCUAAGUCUAUCCACCUGAUUGGACGUGAUGUAGCAGAACAGCAAUUUUGGUGUUUGUUUUCACUUGGGGAGGGAUUUUUCCAUUUUUCUUUGGGCUGAUAGUUUUACUCACUCGUCUUUUUUUUCAUCCUGCAGAGGUGAUGAUGCUGUGCCCCUGAAUGAACAGACAUACGCAGAGCAGGCACAGGUUUCUGUCAGCACGGCAUGCUACAAAAGAGGCCUCAGUAAGGGAAAAGAAUUAGGUACAAGAAUUUAAAUGUCUAGCCCCAGAUCUUUGUGUUGGAUUUCAGAGAUACGGAAUUCCCCGAUUCCUGCUUCAUUUUUCUCCAACUUGGAGAUUCCAUGGAGUGAAAGGAGAGUGGAGGGGAACACAAGGACAUGGGGAAAGAAGGAAGGAGGAAAGAGGGAAGCAGCCUCAUCUCCCAUGUGUGUCUCGGCAUUCCCAACCACUUGGCUCUCGUCUCUUCAGCGUUCACAUAGAGGCUUUGCUCAUUCCCACUUCUCACAUUUGGCAGUGGAGCUCUAGCAACUUUUCUCUGUCCUUAUAAAUAUCUCCACUGCUGCAGCAGCAAGAAUGAAUUUGCCUGAGCCCCUUUGUGUGUGGUUAGCUUUGGUCUUUCCACUUCCCAUCAUCUCUGCUGCUGUGUUUUCAUUAAAACUUCCAUCACUCUGCUUUACCCACUGCAGUUAGAGGCAAUCUUGUUUCUUAUUGCCUUUCUAAGCAAACAAAGGUGAAAAAAACCUCUCUGAAAUACCCAAUCAGAAAUCAUUCAUGUUUUAAAAUAAGCCACAUUAGAAAAUGGAGAUGCUCAGGGAAAAAAAAAGAAAAGAGAGAGAGAGAGGUCCACCUUAUAAAAAGCCAAUCUGUUAGGAGGUCAUUUUAAUUAAUUAAGGCCACAGCCUUAGCACCUCAGAUAGGCUGUCAGGGACGGAUUAAAAUGGUUCAGAACAUCUGGACUUGUUCAAGCUACAGGUGCAAGAGAGCCCGGUCUUACCCUUUCCCCUUCCCAGCAGUGGAUAAAUUGACUAUCAUAUGGCUUACUGAGUGAGGGGCUUUCAAAUGAGACUUUUAAAAGUCUGUUUUUCUCUAAUCUGCCUAUCUUUUAAAGAGCCCAAGGCAUCCUGAGGACUGAGAUCCUGAGGUGGGUUGCUUCAGUCCAUGUCAUCUGAAAGCUUGUUAUAAUAUCAUCUGUGCAAUCGUUGUCCUCAGAACAGGCUUUUGACUAGCUUAAAGUUUGGAAAACAUCUCGAUUCAUUUAGAACAAAAGUGGCAUUACAAAAUACUGUGUUUUAUAUCAGAGCUGUGUAUUUUCUGUUUCUUUGGAUUUUUUUAUUGAGGGGAGGGAGGUUGAGCAUGUGAAACAUUUUGGAAUUUCUGUCCAUAGAGUUAUCUUUGUGUGUUUGUAUGUUUGAGAGAGAGAGUGAGAGAGAUGGACAGUAAAUAGAUCUACAGGAUAUGUUAUGAGGCGUGAAAUCAUGUUUGUAAUGAGAUUUCUUGUUAAUGGCAGUCAGCCUUCCUUGAUGCUAAGCAUUAAUGCAAUAUCCAUUAGUGCAGCUAAACCUCCCUCCGCCCCACUUUCCCAAAAGGGUUUCACUUUGUACCUAGUUUAGCAUUUAUAAAUAUUUGAUACAAGGCUCAAGAAAGUCAUUUCCAUGUUAAAUGAAGGAUAAAUGAGCAUUCCAGGAAAAAUACAAGUUAGGAUUCUACUAUAGCAUCGUUCACAAAACAAACAUGAAAGCGUGAUGAAAUUCACCCCACUGAAAUUGCUGGAAUCCUUUUCAUUGAUUUUUCUAGUCUGUGGAUCAGGUGUUUUUUCCACCUCUCUUUCAUACUAUCAGUCACCUUUGAAGUCCUUUUGUAUCUCAAGCUUUUCAAGCCAAUGCGUAUCUGUAAUUAGAAAGCACAAUCUUGAUCCUUAAAUGGGGAAGAGAUCUUUCCUCUGCCUUCCACUUCUGUAGGACUAGUUUCAUAUCUUUAUGUUUGCCACUGAAAACAACAGCUGAAUGGGGAAAUCCCAGUGCGAGCACCCUGAAAAGACAGGGGAGCUAGCACUGUCCAUGUGACAAAUGUUUGCUUCCUUCAUCCUUCUUCACAUCCACUCCCACUUGCAUCUUUGAGCUGUCUUUGAAGCUAAACUUAGAUAAGAAAAAUGAAGACUAGAGGAAAGGAGGUGCUAGAAAUAAGAUGGUUUCAAGGAUGAUGCAGAACUAUUGAGUGAAUCUUGAUCAUUGCAGCUUUUGAAUUCCCUCCCAUGCGAGGGGAGGCAGAUUCCUAAUUUGCGCAAGGUAAAACUAGGAAUGGUAAUGAUUGUCUCUUGGGUAUUCUUUUUUUUUUUCUUUCUUAGCACAGUAGUUUUAUUUGCUGGCAUACACUGUUAGGGUUUGUAUGGGAAGGUUUCACUUUAUAUGGAGAAGCAAAUGAAAGAUCACAUAACCCAACAGUGAUGCUCAACAAACAAGGAGACAUUGUCCUCCUUCCACAGUUGUACCCUAAGUACUGGUUUGUGGCUUUGCAGAAGUGUUUGAGGUCAUCUACAGUUAACAACAGAGAUGAAACAUCCUUCCUCUUUGCUUAUCCUUUUAUGAAUGCUCAGCUUACAAAUAGCACAGAGUCAGAGUAUAGAAAAUAGGACGACAGAUGUUUUUCAACAAAGAGUAUAAUUAAGAAAUAGAAAUGUUUUUGGAACCAUUUUUUUUCCUCAGAAAGAUAGAUGGGCAUCCAUAGCUCAUUCCUACAGCUCGUUCAAAGAUGUCAGUCUCUCAAGCCUGUUAGAUGUUUUUGAAAAUUGCCUGUUUGGAGCUGUUAUUGUCUGAGAGCAAGCUGUCUCCACUUAAGAAAUUGACUUAUGGCCCUUCGUAAAAGGGCAGAAGGAGAAUGUAUUAAAAACUGGAGGUCAGCCAUAAUCUGAAAUGGCAGCUUUUGUCCACUGUGUCCACAACUCUAAUGUUAUUUUUAAAAGUGUGUUUAUAUUUUAUUUCUUUUGGUUUUUUUAAAUUAUUUUUAAUGUGAACAUAAUUUUUUGUUUGAGUAUAAUGUAUUCAGCCAGCUAGAUCAGAAAACUUUCUGUGUUCUAUCUCAUAAUUAGAUCCUUAGCAUAAAUGUUGGGAAGACUCUGAAAGCAUGUUCUCUGAGUGCACCUUACAUCAUUUUAAACCUCAUUCUGUCUAAACCCAUUCUAAUCCUUUUGAAAUCUCCAAAGAGAUUAUGAUUCGUUAUUGUUAAAUGUCAUCUUGUUAACACUGUGUUAAUGCAGGACAGAAUGUGAAAUUAGCAAGUUUUUUUUUUAAAUUGUAUUAUUCUAAAACCGGGAAAAAGUAAAUAGAUCUUUGUUUCUCAUGUAAUAUAUUCCCCUUAGCUUGAGACUACAUGUGCAAAGCUUCUGCUCUGAAUGCCUUGUUAGAAUCAAGUUAUAAAUGGAGGAAAAUGGCCUUAUAAAGAUUUGAUGAAAAAUUUAACUGCAGUGAUGCAGCACACGCACUUGUUACAGUCUGCUCUACCUCUCGUGAAGUCAGUGGGAAUCUUUAAUGGGAUUUACUGCAAGGCUGUAAGUUUUUUUUAAUGCACUAACAGAUAUACUUUCCCAUCCCAUCAUCUGCACAGUUGUGGUUGGUACACCAUAAAGGCUGAAGGCCAAAUCCUGCUGUCAUUGCACAUAGCAACCCAGCUUCAGCAAGGAUCAUAAACAUGUAGUUAGUUGGUUGCACAAUUUUGAGGUUCUUGGUGAACAGAGAUGGGAGGGGGUAGGCUUUCCUUGUGCUUGUUGUAUCACAGCCUUUGCAUUUCGAAUGACUUUAUUAGAAGGAUCAUAUAUCUACAUGCUGCGGAAAGAUGCCUGUGUGUGGUGGGAAAGAUUUUUGUGAAUUUAGACCUGCCUAAGAAAACAUCAACCAUUCUAAUCUUAGACAAGUUGCAUUCCAUAUCCAUCUGUUUAGUGGAUCAGUCUGAUGUUUACUAUUUGGUAAAUUACAUUUGAUCUUUCUUUUUUCAAAUUUCUGUAAGGGGAUUACCUGCCAUCAGCUAGUGUAAAAUAGUGCCAAGGACUUCAAAAUAUACCCUUGGGGCCAAACUCUGCUAGCUUCACAUACCACAAAGUCCUAUCAGAAUCAAAGAAAGCGGGAUUGGGUGCCUGAACUGCAACACCCCCUCUCCCCCCCCCCCCCCCCAUCCCCCAAGUUCAACUUACAUGUCCUGCUUCAUUUCAUAGAAAUUGAUGACUUCCUGGGGGGGAAAAAAAAAAAAACAAAACAAACACAUGGUGCCAAUUCACCCCAGCUAGAAAUGUAUCGAAGUCAAAAAACAUUUAUUAGACAUGACUAGUCUACCAAAUCCAGUACCUAGGCAGAACUCCAAGGGAAAGUAAUGGGAGCUUCUGAUAUAAAGUUUGCAGAAAAAGUCUACAUAAUGAACUAUGACAAAUGGCAACUUUGUGUAAACUCUCCUGGUGGGUUUGUAUAAAGGUUUUUAAGAAAUCUUCUUUGGAACACACCAGAGAAUAAUAAACUUGCACCUUGAUAGAAUAGCUUUAUUUGUAUAUAUUCUAUGUAAAUUUUUAACCAGAGGAUACAUGUCAUUUCCUGUACAUAUCUGAUUAGAGUGGUGGCAGUGCUAUGCACUGCUGUUUAGGAGAUCCAGGUUCUCCAGUCUUGGGUUUCUGACUGUAAAGGCUGCUGGAGACUGCUUGGGACCAGCCAAGAAAUAGGAUGGAUAGAUGAUCACAACCCACUGCUUAUAAUUGUAGGAGUAGGAAUUGGGACAGAUGUUGGCUAUGGAGAAGAUUGCUUGCCUCCACUCCUGGCUAAAGGACAAGUGCCUCCUUCGCUGUUGUCUCCAAUAGAAGGGAAGUGAUUUAUGGUUUCUGACGGUUGAAGAGUGUGGAGAACAUUCAAAGCCCUGUUUGGAUCAGUGUUUAACAGGGACCUGAUCUAAUAAGAAGGAACCCACACUUCUUAUGUCACAUGGGAAGGUCCACAAAGAAGCAGUGUGUAUAUACAUCUACCUAUCUGUCUGUCUGUCUAAUAUCCCAAUGUUUCUGUAUUGAAUGGUUUCAGUAACCUGUAAACAAGUGAUUGCUCCUGUUGUGUUACUGCUUUGAAAUUCUUUGCAUGCACUCUGGCCUAUAAUUCUUUAAGAAAAGAAAUUAUACAUAUUAUAUAUAUAUAUAUAUUGUAGCUUGCAAAAUAUUCAUGUUGAAGAGCCAUGUUUUGUGCAAAUUGUACAUUUAUGUUGUGAGCAAUAUUGGAAUAUGAACUUUUAUUAGUUGUUGGCAUUAAAACAUGUUUUUAUUGAUAGUAAA